Molecule: messenger RNA, 6111 nt
Organism: Haplochromis burtoni (Burton's mouthbrooder)
Lineage: Eukaryota; Metazoa; Chordata; Actinopteri; Cichliformes; Cichlidae
Gene: il22ra2
Product: interleukin 22 receptor, alpha 2
Exons: 6
Coding region: 3987-4646 (219 amino acids)
Molecular function (GO): protein binding
Source: RefSeq, a predicted model, not a curated record
AAGGAAGGGAAGUUGACAUUUGCAGUGUCAUUAUGUUGAUUGUUUAUUGUAGUGGGGCCUACAGUAGUAGUAUAAAUCACUUUAUCAGUUUUUGUCACCAUGUAAGGGAAGAAAUGCUCAUGCCUGUGGUAUUUUGACAUUUAAGCUGCCCAAGCUGUUCCUCGGCAUCCAGUAACACCAGUAACAGGCGGGGGACCUCCUUUGUGUUUGUGUGUCUGUUGUGUUUCCUUCCUCUUUGCUUUGUGUGGGUAAAAUGGACACCUUCUUUUUAUUCUGCCGGUAACAGAUUUCAUUAUCUGUGUCUUCACAGGUUUAUCAGAUGAAUUCCUGCAAAACCAAAUCCAAGUUAAAAAAAACGUGUUUUAUGUGCUGAAAUCAAUUUCAGUUGAAAUUUAGUUUUAACAAAGUUGAUAUAGCCAAAAUGUAUUUUAUGUCAAUUACAGCCUGUUUGUAUUCAUCCUUCUUCUUAAAACAAAAUGCCACUAUUACCAAUUAUAACCAGAUCUUUUAACCGUAACUUUUAACUCUUUACCAUUUAUCCAUUUAUUUAAAUGCUACUGUUGCCUUUUUAUUCUCUAUUAAUUUCACCCAUUUAACCAUUUGCCUGCUGCACUUUUCACACAUUACUUUUAGGCCCUUGUUGCUACCUUAUAGUGUCACCAUUUAACCAUUACUUUUAGAAGCAAGUACUCAUAGCCUUUAUUCUUAAGAGCUUUAAAAAGCUAUUAGACUCCAUUAGACUUGUUCAAAUAAAUGGAGCUUUUAACACCCUAAGGUUAAUUAAGGAGUUCCACAGGGUUUUGUACCAGGCCCAGUUGUAUUUACAUUAUACAUGUUUUAGGCAGUGUUGUACAUCUUCACUGAUAUGCAAUGAUACCCAGCUGCAGAUAUCUAUAAAGCCCAGUGAGACACCAAUUCGACUGCAAGAAUGUGUUAAAGACAAAAAGGCCUGAAUGACUAAAACUUAUAAAUUCAGAUACUUUAAGAGGUUUGUUUUGUUUUUUUAAUCACGAUUUCAGAGUUGGUGUGUUCGAUUUGCUUUUAACUUCAAAAUUCAAUGGAUGUAAUUUACAUUUGUAUAUUUCUUGCUCUCAGCUACUUUAACCUUUCACCCACAGCAUUUAAGCUUUUACUAUUUGCUACUUAUUAGGCUACUUUGCUGACAUCUAAUAUUAGCUUUUGAAGUGCGUAUGUUUGUCUGUUUUACCUGCUUUAAUAUUUUACCAAAUGCGUUUCAUCUUUUCUCCAUUGAUCUAUUACUAGUAUCCAGAAUUUAUCCUUUACUUUAUUCAACUUCUUAUUUUGUUUUGUUAUUUGUUUUUACUUUUAGAUGCUAUCUCAUGUGUUGCAUAUACUUUGUUUAUUGAAACACUAUUUGAUUCAAUAGAUAUAAGCUUACACAUUUUACUGCUAUGUUUAACUUUUGCCAUUUCUUUACAUACGUAGUUAAUUAGUUGCUUAUUUAUUACUUCCAGGAACAUAUUGUCCAUGACACUUUUACCACAUUCAAUAUUAAUAGCUAACAAAUUAAAUGAGCUUAACAUUUACACAUACCAUGUAGCUGCUUAAUAUGUAUUUGUUACUUUUUUCAAACUUUCAUCUGCAUAUCCACAAAUUGUAGCUUUCAGCUUUAAAUUUGUUGUUAAACAGUAUGUUUCAUUUUUUUUUCAAUUACUUUUAACUAUUUCAAAUGUUAAUUUCCACUUACGUUUUUCGCAACUACUUUAAUAUGUAGUAGAGUGUAACCAGUUAUCGGUAUACCAGUUAAUUAGUAUAAAAAAACGUUUUAUAUUUUGUUUUGUUUUAAAUUAAAUUAAUAUUUUUCAAAUCCUGAAAGGCUGCUGAAGGGUUUGCCCCUGUGCUAAAUUAUGAAGAAAAAGAAAAGAUGAAGUCUAGCUGCAAUAAUGUCAAAUAAAAUAAUAAAGUAAUUUGCAUAGGUUCAUGUUCUGCAUUACCUAAUAACAGCUGCUAUAAAUACUCACUGGUGGCAAUAUACCUGAUAAUGAACACAGAGUGGAAAUAUGAAGUGUGAUGAAAAGGGGCAGGUCAUGCAUAGGAAAUCAUUAUGUAACAGAUUUCCAGUAAACUCUUACACAAGGAUUAGCAUUGCUUAUAACUGGGUAGACCAGAAAUGGGGCAGUGUGGUAAUCCUCCUGAACGACAGGGAACCAACAAAGGCCUUAGCAGGAGUAACCUACAUCUGGGUUUCUAAAGGUGUUUCCAUGUUGACACUGAGAUUAAUGGGAAAUGCACCAUUUCACACAAUGCACUGCAUUAUACAGAACUGUGCAAAAGUAGUGAGUUAACCCAAUUCUUCUAAAGAGCCAGAGUUUCUUGUAUUUUAAAAAACAAACAAACAAACAAACAAAGUGAUCUUGAGCAAUAGAUUACUUAAAUUCUCCAGUCUUUCUAAAUGACCAUGUCUGUGUUUUUGCUUCAAUAUUGGCUGGUUUUUCAUUUAUUUUUAGAUGAGGUGGGAAUCACCAGACACCCACAUUAUUAUUAUUAUUAUUAUUAUUAUUAUUAGCACAAUAUUUCACUCACAAUAUGAAAUUAAUGUGACUUUUAACAUUUUCCAAUAUGCUGACCAAGUUUCCUGUUAUACAGUAAUGUAACCAGAAUGCAACCAACAGCCAGCCAGUUGAGUUCCCUCACGUUGUGCUCACUGACAAAGAUGGCAACAUGUUAGAAAACUGUCUGCAUUUAGAAAAUAGACCAUAUUUAUUUGCAAACCUUCAACAAUCUCCCUGAAAGUGAUUUUAGUCAAUCCAAGGCAGACAGCGACUUCUUUUGGAAAGUUCACCUCUUAUCAGGUAACCCGUUGAAUGGCUUUGGACAACUAUUUAGUCGCCACAAUCUGUCACAGAAUGUGAAGAAAUUCAACACAGUCACCACGCAGCCACUUAUUCUAGAUGCAAUGAAGUUGCUGUCCUAUUUUUGCUGGGGUGUCUAAGCCAUUAGCUUCGAAUAAGUUUCCUUAGCUAAUGUUAUCUCGGAAGGAGUAGUAUUCCCAGAGUAUUUUAAUUUAUUUAAUAAAAUAUCAAUAUUUGGUGUCCUUGUAUUGACACAAUUUUGCCAAACAAAAUAUUGAAAUUUUAAGUUGUGUUGAUGUUUUUCACCCAAUUUUUUUUAUUUUCAAAUUUUAGUCCAGUCCUUGAACGUGCCCACACUUAUCAAUUGGCCAGUUUUAAAUCAGAGCCUUCUACACUUUGUUAUUGCCAGCCUAUCACAAAGGCAUACAAUCUGAUUUCUUUAGUGAAUAUACAAAAAUGCCAAAGAUAACAGUUUGGCAGGCAUAAAGUGGUAUUUUCUGCCAACAAAGUGAUUUGUAAAGAGCUAUAAGGUGAAAACUUCUGUCCCUAAAAAAAUUGAGGAAACUGGAUAAGUGCUGAAAAAGAAGUUGCACUGCUAAAAAAUGGAAUAAUGAACACAGAAAGGUGCCAUCAGAUUGUGGUACCAACAAUACAUCGCAAGCAUCAGAUUGGCAACAGCUUAAUUUUUAAGCAUGACCGAAAUCCCAAACACACUGCUGAUGCAGUAAAAGCAGUUUAGAAGGAGUUUCAGUAAACCCAUUUUCCUAGCAGAAUACAAAGAAUGAGGGGGGACUCAAGUAUCCUCAGGUUUACUGCUAUUGUAAGAGCUUUGUGUCUUUUGUGUUUUAAAAUUGACUUCGGCAGGAAUGACCCAGAAAAGUCAUGAUAUUCAAUACUUUAGCACACAUUUGGGUGGCACACAAGUAACGUGAUCUGACACUUUUUUGUUUUGGAUCCUUUUGUACGAUUUGUAAAAAACACAGGAAAAAAAAACAUCUUAUUACAUCAAAUAAGUAACAUUAUAUCCUAUAUCUGUCUCCUAAAUGCCAUAAAAGGAAGGGGAAGGGGGAAGUUGAUGGCAUGUUAAAGGCAAGGGUGUUUCCAACAGCACCAGUCCAGUGUGGCUCGUUGUGAACAUUUGCACGUUGGUCGUCCACAAACCACAUAAACACCAUGACAUCUCUCCUGCUUGGAGCAGCGCUGCUGGGCAACUUGGGCAUCUCUGUCACAGCACAAGUGAUACUGCCUCGACCCAGCCAGGUGAGGUUUGACUCAGUGGACUAUAAAAACAUCCUGAACUGGACUCCACCCACCACGAACUCUUCUCUGCAGUACAACGUCCAGUGGAAGAUUUAUGGCGAGCCCGAGUGGAUCGAUGUGCCAGGCUGUCAAAAGAUCCGGAAGCACCACUGUGACCUCAGCGACAUGACCUCUGAGCCCAGAGAGUGGUACUACGCCAGAGUUGGUGCUGUGUCUGUGGCCACCAGCAGCAAAUCAGCCUGGGCCCUCUCCCCCAGAUUCAGCCCGCGUUGGGACACCAAAAUCAGCCCCCCUGUGCUGAGACUGAAUGUAACCGAACAACCAGCCAUUGUGGUCCGAGUGAAGCCCCCCCGAGACCUGGUCCGGAAGCUGCACAGCAAUUUGUACUACAAGAUCUACUUAACACACCCCAGUGGAGAAGAAGAGGUGUUUGACAUGAAGUGCUGUUCUCACAAGCUGACUCUGAAGGACCUGAAUCACAGAGAAGAAUACUGCCUCCAAGCUCAGAUCGUCCUCCCUCUGCAGGGCAAGCACAGCGCCCGCAGCUCUCUGAAAUGCGUCACUACCCUCUGACAACACAGACACAGCAUCGGCCAUCCCUUCAGCUUUAAAUAUCCAUCGCUACCUCGACGGCCACAGCCACACACAUCCGUGCAAGUAAAAGUGAUGCACUUUAUUGUACAAAGCAUUAAAGGCCUCAUAUGAAGGCAAACUUUCACGUUCACCGGAAGAGGAUUGCUUUUGUUUUUUUAAACUUAAAGAGUAUUUUUUUAAAUUUUUUCUAUUCAUGGCAAAAUAUUCUGAACUCACAGGCAGCUUUUCCUCUCCAUAAAUCAUAAAAAUAUUAUUGCAAUCUGGUGUGCUCGUUCACACAUGGUCAAGAUAUAUUUUCAACUUAUGUCUGUUUCCUCAUACCUCUCGCACGCAGUCCAGCAGUGAGGAUCAGCGAAUGCUGCUUUAACGUCUUUAAGAGAGCUUUUUGUAAAGAAAAAAAACUCUGCUAAAAGAAAACUGUAUGAGAAUGUACUGUGCCAAAUGUAUCACACUACAAAUAAAAUCCACUGUUGAAAUUGACCUCCGUCCUGUAAGUUGGACCCUUUUUGUACAAACAGUAAAGCUGGUGGUGUUUUCGCAGUUUUCUCAUCGUCUUCUCCUCUUUGUAUUUUAUUGCCUACAAAGGUAUAGUGUUACGCCUAUUUGUGCAGCCAUGAAUAUAUAGGUUUUUUUUAAUUAAAGCUCAGUAAUAUGCAGAAACAGCAACUUUGAUUCUAGUGGGUUUUUUUCUGGUGUUACUCUGUUGUGGUAGUUUAGAUUUAUUCCAAGAUGACAGUGAAUACAAACUUAAAGGACAGAGUCACCAUAGUGGUGCCUUCAGAUUUCAAGAGUCAGACUUUUUAACUUUUGCUAGGAGUCUACAUAAUACUUUGAAAUAUAGGGGGAAAAAACCCUACGAUAUUUUUUAUACUUAUGUGUCGUAUAAUAAUAUAAUCUGUGCACUUAGCUUGCUUGUUAAGGAAGAUUUAAAAGUAGCGACUGAACCCUCUGAGGUCAUCAGGGGUGACUGACUUGCAGUUGAGCUUCAAACCAUGUGUUUUUGAUGGUUGUCUAAGAAUGAUUACUUUUUCUUUUACCCUGAAUGGCAGGACUUUGGAAAAUAAUAAUACAAAUCCAUGUUCUGAUGGUGUAGGUCUGGGCUUUGGGUCUUCACCAACAGUAGCUUCACUUCACUGCGUCAGAAAUUAUUUUAGUCUUGUGUUGUUGCUACUUUCACAUUCAUAGCUGUGAAAAAAAAGACCAUCUCAUGAACUUUACUGUCUUGCUUUUGAAUCUGGGCCCUGUCCUUUAACCAUCCAGUCUUUGUGCCACACUUUGGUGGGUUUGCUUCUGUAGGCAGAGGCAGCUUUCAGCUUUUUGAGGGUUUCACAGCAUCUUCGGGAACUUUUGAACAUGAUGCAGAACUACUAGUUGAAUUGAAUCCCCAUAAAUCAUCUUCAGAUGACACAAAAAACUGAAAUUAUAUUUUAAACUGUGUUUGGAA